AUGGUUAGCAAGGUCGAGAUUCUCCGCCAACGCCGCCUCGUCUCCGACGCGGAAGCCGCCCGCGCCGAUGCCUCCGCGCUCAUGCCGCGCGGGGAGGCUUCCGCGCACCUGGACUCCGCCGCACUCGGUCAGGGCGGGGCGGAACCCACGGGGUCGGAAGGCGGAACCCCUCGCGCGGGAGCGGACAUGGAGGGCAUCGCGCGGCGGAGCAGCUUGACGGGGGAGAUGAAGCGCGAGAUUUGCGAGUUGAAGCAGCGCAGCGACAAGAUGUCGCAAGACAUGAUCGUGGCGGAGAUAGAGGCGCGCCACGGUGUGCGCCUCAGCCGCACGACUGUGUGCAAGAUCCUCAAGGACUCCCCCAAGUGGCUCCACCUCUCCGACGCUGAGGCUCGGCAGAAGCGCCAGAGGCUCGGCAAAUUCCCGGACCUGGAGGACGAGCUCAUCGAUUGGUUCCGAGAGAUCAUAUCGCAGCGACCCAAUAUAGUGGACUCCAUUAUAGUGGACAAGGCGCGGCAGCUGGCGGGGGAGCGGGGCAUCGCGGCGGGCGAGUUCAAGAUGUCGGACGGCUGGCUCAGCCGCUUCAAGCGCCGCAUCAGCGCCGCCAUCCAGCAGCAGCCCGCAAGCAGCCGGGACGCGCAGGAGGAGCAGCUGGCAGGGCGGGCAGGGGAGGGCGACGACAGCGACGAGGAUGCACCGCCCAGUAGGAAGCGCACGCGGUGGAACCCCACCACGUACCGCAAGUCCUUCUCCUUCGUGCCCACGCUCGGCCUGCCCGUCGUCGACCUGCUCGCCCCGCUCCCAGGCGAGCGAGUGUUGGACCUGGGGUGUGGCGAGGGCACGCUGUCCAAGUUCCUGUCAGCGCUGGGGUGCCACGUGGUGGGUGUGGAUUCGUCACCUGACAUGGUGGAGAUGGCACGCCGCGACGGGGUCAACGCCAUUCUUGCUGACGCCUGCCAGCUGCAGUUUUCAUCGGAGUUUGACUGUGUGUUCAGCAAUGCGGCGCUGCACUGGAUGAAACGCGACCCCUCCCUGGUCGUCGCCAACGUGCGCGCCGCCCUCAAGCCCGGCGGCAGGUUCGUGGCGGAGAUGGGGGGUUUUGGCAACGUGGCAUCGGUGGUGACGGCGCUGGUGGCGGUGCUGCGGUCUCGGGGAAUAGACGCGGCGGCCAUGGUGCCGUGGUACUUUCCCACGCAGGAGGAAUACAGGCAGCUGCUGGAGCUGCACGGCUUCGAGGUGGAGCACAUGGAGGUGGUGGCGCGCCCCACGCUGCUGCCGGACGGCGUGGCCAGCUGGCUGGACGCAUUCGCGCAGAGCUUCUUCCACGGGCUCAGCGAGGCGGACAAGAACGCCGUGUACGACGACGUGCAGCUCGCCCUGCACCCCACCCUGUGUGACUCCGAGGGCCGCUGGUUCGCUGACUAUGUGCGCCUGCGCUUCCGCGCCUCCCUGCCUGCGGCUCCUCCGGCGAUGGGGGAGGCUGCUGGGCUGCAGGAGGCGGGGCAGGCGGUGGGCGUGCAGGGCGAGCAGGGAGGGCACGGAGGGGAGGCAGUGCAAGAGGGUGGCAACUGA
Molecule: messenger RNA, 1569 nt
Organism: Closterium sp. NIES-65
Lineage: Eukaryota; Viridiplantae; Streptophyta; Zygnematophyceae; Desmidiales; Closteriaceae
Source: the annotation of a GenBank genome assembly